AUGGUCGCAAUCGUUCGAUCGGCACUGCUGCUUAUCGGCAUCGUGGCAGCAAACUUCAUCAGUUCUGCUUCAUCGUACGGAAUCAUCACCCCGCUGCCCGCGCCAGGAACAUGUGGAGUUAGCCUGGGAAACCGAGUCCUGGGUGGAAAUCGGACUGACCUCAACGGGUAUCCUUGGACUGCUCUUCUGUUGGUUCAGGGGAUUGUUGGUUCUUUCGUUAGUUACGGAUGUGGUGGCUCUCUGAUCGCCGACCAGUUUGUGCUGACGGCUGGUCACUGCUUCCGGGAACUUCCUGAAGACUUCCGGGUAACCAAGGUCCGUCUAGGUGAAUGGGACGUCCUUAGCGAUAAUGACUGUGUUGAUGGACUUUGUGCUGAUCCACCGGUCGAUAUCCGAGUGGCUGGCCAUAUUGUUCAUCCAGACUACACAGCUGAAGACUACCAUAAUGACAUUGCGCUGAUCAAACUAGAACGUCCAGUCCAGUUCACCGAUUUUAUUUCACCUAUUUGUCUUCCUUUGGAAGAGAAUCUUCGAUCAAUGGAGGAAGCUUUCAAAAAGUUCACCAUCAUCGGAUGGGGAGCUACGGAGAGAGGUCAACUUAUUCCGGGUAUUCUUGGCAGUCAGUACAAGCUGGCCGUAGAAGUUCCGGGAAUUUCAUUGGAUACCUGCCGGAUUGAGUAUCCGAACGUGAUCGAUUCGGAAAUGUGUGCCGGUGGCGAAAGUGGCAAAGAUUCUUGCCAAGGUGAUUCCGGUGGCGGUUUGGUCACUAACGACGAUGGCUACUGGUAUCAGUUUGGCGUGGUAAGCUAUGGCCAUGGCUGUGGCGCUAAGGGAGUUCCUGGCGUCUACACCCGCGUUACCAGCUAUUUGGAUUGGAUUCAGAAGAGGAUGCUGGGAUCUUUCCCUCGGGAGCCAAAGUGGCCGCUUUACCCGUAAAUUUGUGCCACAUAGAGUUUUAGUAUU
Uranotaenia lowii is the source of this 963-nucleotide messenger RNA. Its product is annotated as CLIP domain-containing serine protease B4-like. Gene Ontology annotation, molecular function: serine-type endopeptidase activity. The transcript has 4 exons. Bases 1 to 936 code for a protein of 311 amino acids. Gene Ontology annotation, biological process: proteolysis. The record is from RefSeq and is a predicted model, not a curated record. Lineage: Eukaryota; Metazoa; Arthropoda; Insecta; Diptera; Culicidae.